This is a messenger RNA of Cannabis sativa, 5231 nucleotides long. Its product is annotated as EID1-like F-box protein 2. The coding region runs from base 374 to 1999 and encodes 541 amino acids. Gene Ontology annotation, molecular function: calmodulin binding. The record is from RefSeq and is a predicted model, not a curated record. The transcript has 6 exons. NCBI's taxonomy places the organism in Eukaryota, Viridiplantae, Streptophyta, Magnoliopsida, Rosales, Cannabaceae.
ACAAACAAAACGCCAAACUCUAGAAGAGAGAGCAAAGGAAAAGCCCUUCGGACCAGAAAAACCUCCAAAACUGUUAAUGCUUGCUUGCACGAUCUCUCUCUUUCUCUCUCUGAAACUCAAUAUUUUUCAACAAAAACAAAAUAAUAUGUAGAAAAGAAAAAGUAGGUGUGGCCCUCUUACUCAACUCUCUCCACCGUCUUCUUCUCCAUCUCAUCUCCUCUCCUCGAACGUCUCUCAUUCAUAUUACCUCUUCUUUCUUUUCUUUCCUUUAUCUUCGCUUUCUGGUUAACCACGCUUAUCAUACAAGACUUCGUUAAAAGGAAAAAGGUUUUCUUGUUCUGAAAGUAAGCUUGACAUAAAUUGCUCCUUUGUGAUGGCUGAGGAGAGCAUCACCCCACCUAUAGGGAAGAAAGAAAAGUUGGUUCCUCAUUAUCUAAGAGCUUCUACUGGUUCUUGUCAUGAUUUUUGUAAAUUUGGGAAGAAACAUGAAGCAGAGGAGUUGGCAAGGUAUCCUAUACCGAAAAGACUUGCUGCGAAACUUAGUGCUAGUCGACGUUCAAUAGAAACUGCUGCUGAUUCUUCAGCGAAAAGGAACUCUACCACAGUGAAACUCAAGAACUCUCCUGGUUCUAGAACUUUUUCGCCUAAGGAUGGCAACAUUUCUAACCGAAAGGCAUUGACGAGAUCACUUGAUAGCCUGAAUGUUGUCAAGACUGAUGAGAGGAAGAAACCAUCUUCGGUCAAACAUGAAGCUGCAUCUGCAUUACCUUCAAAACCGCGAACACAUGAUACCCCGAAAACUAUGAAGCAAAAGCUUUCAGCUUCUACUGAAAAGCUGGAACUGUCUUCAAAGAAAUCUUCAACAACAAAAGCUAAGCCAAAAAGCUUUUCUGGUAAGAAUCAAACUUCUCCAAAUUUGAAUUCUGUUGCAGUGAAGCCAUUGUCUUCUCCAGAAUCCUCAGGAAGAUUAAACGGAAAUGGAGAGACAAGAAUUGGCAAGAGAACUGGGAGUACAGUGGCUCCAAAAAAAGGACUAGCAUCACCAAAAGUUUCAUUGCCCAAUAAAACCUCUCCAAAAAAAAGUGUUGUAAGCUUAAACAGAAAGCAGCAAGGGAGCUUAAAGAAAAAUGCUUCUCCCCUCGAAACUAAUAAUGAAGUCAGAAUAGCUGAGCCUACAGAAUCCAAGAAUGGUGAAGUCCCAGAAAAAACUCUGUAUGUCAUCAAGAUGGAGACUGAAAAGAAAACUUUAGAAUCGAAUCAGAAUGAAACUUGUGAUGCAGGAGUUGAAUCAUUGCCAUAUAUUUUGUCAUUGUCACCCAAGUCUUCACCCCUCCCAGAAUGCCUCUCUUCGCCAUCUUCUUCACCGCUCCCAGGAGGCUGUUCAUCUUCGUCUCCAUAUUCAUCACCUCAUGAAGAGGAAGAAGAUGAAAAACAAAAACAAGAAGGUGACAAUGAAGAAAGAGAAGAAGAUGAAAUGGAGUCUGAGUGUACAAUAAGUGAAUCAGAGGAUUACACUUUCUCAGAGGACAGUGAAACAGAAAGCAUGGAGAAUUCAGAUACACUAGACUCGAACAACAAGAUGCGCAGAAGUUCAGGGUUGGUUUGUGAGGAAGAAGAUGAUGACAAAGGUUCAAAAUUGAAGUUCAGAAGGGGGAAGGUGGUGGAUAUGCACACUGAGAAUGAUGCCCCGAGGAAGCUCAAGUUCAGGAGAGGGAGAGUGUUGGAGAACCAAAAUGUUACUGCAGACGCGAGGAGGAGAAGGUUUAAGAAGAGAGAAGAAGUUGAUGACACGAAUGCUGAAGCCGGCUCAGAAAAAGUGGUUUUGAAACAUCAAGAUGUGCAGGGGAAGAAAGAUGCUCAAGGUUUGUUCAACAAUGUCAUUGAAGAAACAGCAAGCAAACUAGCUGAAACCCGAAAGAGCAAAGUUAAGGCCUUGGUUGGAGCUUUUGAAACAGUGAUAUCGCUUCAAGACAAAAAACCUUCAAACACAGCCAGUUAAGGUGGAACAAAUCUUCUUUUAAUUAACAUACAAAUGAUCAUAAAAAAAAAAAACAGUGAAGAAUAAGCUUAAGCUUGUAUGGGAAAGUUUUUGUAUUCUACAAGCUUUUGGAACUUUGAGAAAUUGUAAAGAUAGAUUGCUUCAGCUGACUUCAUUCCUGGGUUGGUGAGAUGUGUAGAAUUGAAUUUGAGUUGAGUUGAAUAUGAGUGGUGAGUGUACUUACUGAUCUUUGGCACCCUUCAUACACAAAACAAAAGGGUAUAUGCGUUUGCUUCUGAAUUUGAUACUUUCUAUUAUUAUUUCAUUGUUUGUGAAUAAAAACAGUUAAAAGAAAAAACUCUUAUAUUGAUUGAUGUACUUAGUUCAUGAAAAGAGAGAAGAUAAAUGCUUGCAUUUGUCUUGUAAUAAUGUCUCUCUUUUAAUACCAGUGAGAAUAAACCAUAACAUUACAGUGGCUUUUUAUUCUUUAACAAUGGCUUUUUUUUCUCUUUUCUUUAACAGCACUAAAACAGUGGCAUUAUAUUUUCAUACUUUAUUUUUAACUUGUUAUUUCAGAUUAUAUUUGUAUUUUUUUUCUAAAUAAUGUUAGUCAGCUCAAUGUGGGGAGUAUCAAAGUUGGAAUUUGUAGUCCAUAGGUUAUAUCUUUGUAAAUCAAGUGGACAAAUGACCUAUUAAAUUAAGAGAAAAAGAAGAAGUAUAAUUAAGAAAAAUUCUAAUAUUUUAAUGAAAACCUAUACAAUAAUGUAAUUAUAUAUGCAAGCAAGUGCCACUAACUUACAAAUUGACCCAUUUAUUAACGCUAAUUUUUGUUUUUGGGGAAGUCUUACCAAGAACCUUGUAUCUAACAGUGAUGUAUUAAUGACUGUAUUUACUGCAUUCACAAUGAGCCACUUGUAAAUUUCCUUUUUUUUUUGUUGGAACUGCUAAAUUAUUUCUUUUUUUUUUCGAAAAAAAAAUAUGCAUAGAUUUAUAGUAGAGAAAUAUUAAAGGAUUAAUGUAAUUUAAUAUGGAAUUAUAAAAUGUCACUUCACUACAUGUAGUUGACAAGGGUAUAUAUUUCCACGCCACCCUAGUUGUGGCCAGUCACAUCAUAGUACUAUCUUUUUAUUAGAUAAAUAAAUAAAGAGUGUAGAUUCAUUAUAUUAGAUGCAUACACAGACCAAUGAAUUUAGUAUAGCGUGUUGGUUAGUGCAAUUAGUAGUACUAUUGGUUAUUACUAAUUAAUUCUACUUAAUAUUCUGGUAAAUACAGUAACUUUUUUUUUAAAAAAAAAAAAAAAAAUGAGGGACACGUGUCACUUUCCUAAUUAAAAUACUAUAAAUUACUAAUAAUAGAAUCUUUGGGCAGACGGAGAAGUCCACCUUCGACUAUUAUUUUAUACUCCUUACUCUUCUCUUCCGGCCAUUUUUAAAACAAAAACAGUAAAAGAAACGCCAAUGCCCUUACCUUGUCACCACCAAUCACGUUACUGCCACGUCAUACAUACUGGUCCCCACACUCCACUUGUAGACACGUGGCGCAUUUUCACUCGUUAUUUAUCUACUCGUAAGGUAUGGAGCUCAACUCUGAAUCCUCAAGCCAAGCCAUCGUUUUCCUCUGUCCUCUCUGACCUUCAUUUUCUCUCUCUCUUUUUCUCUGCAAGUUCGUACUUUUAUUUUCUUCUGUGGACCAUAUUGCCCCUGAGCUAUACGAAAUAUUACCUAUGUUCUGUGUAUAGUUUACAAGCUUUUCUUUUUAUUUUUUUAUUAUUGUGGGCGUUUUUGUUUCUUUUUUCAUAUAAUUGAGUGUGUGGUUCUGGUGUUUUUUUGCCAAAACCCUAGGCUGUACGGGGGCUAGUUUUGCAGAGUUGUGAUUAUGCGGAAGGAGUAAGAGAGGUUCGUGAUCUGAGGUAAGAGAAUUUUGGGGGUCUCUCCGUUGAGAUAAUCAGGGUCGUCUCUGCUUUCACUGUCUUUGGCGAGUGUUUCGUUGGUUUUGAAUUAGGCUAGGGCUUCCACUAUUGAAUUAUUGUAAAAUUAAGGUAGAGACCAUGAUUCUGAACAAGCAGUAUCGUUGCAUACACUCAGCAAGCUGCCAAUGCACAAAAGGGCAUCUGAGUGAAGAAGCGAUCUACAUAGUAUUUGAUAGGUUGAAUUGGAAUCCUAAGUUGAUUGCUACUCUUUCCUGUGUUUGUAAAUGGUUUGAUGAUCUUGCUAAGCGGGUAUUAUGGAAGCAAUUUUGCCACACAAGGGCGCCAAAGAUGAUGAAUGAUCUGCAAUCUGGUGGGAGUCACAAUGUAGAUGGAAACUGGAGGGCACUAGGGAAAUUACUUAUUUACUGUUCAGGGUGUCAAAGAGGUGGUCUAUUUAACAACAUUCAAAUUCCUGGUCACUUUGUUCACAAGACCCGAUUUUCCAGGACAUCAGGGAAGAGCUUUCUCUUGCCACAGUGUAGAACAGAUGAAUUGUAUGUUUCUGACCCUUGUGAACAUCUUAACCAAGGGGACGAUGGGGAUGUCGGUUUUUUCCGUGGAGUUUUCAAGGCGUUUGCAAUGUCAAAGGUUCGGAAGGUGCUGAUUAAGAGGAUGGCUGAGUUUCAUCCAACUGAGGUGUGCCCUUAUUGUAAGGCAAAGAUGUGGAACAUGCUGCAAGCUAAAAUGAUUCCACAGAGUGCUAGUGUUAGGUUGGGUGCUUAUGAAGAUUGUAUCGAGUAUUAUGUUUGCCUCAACGGGCACAUGCUUGGCAUAUGCACUCUUUUGCCUUUGUCUGAUUCAGAAGAAACAUCUGAGGUGGAGUGAGGGAGAGGAUGUAAAGCAGAUGUUACAGUGAUUCGAGUGAAGCUUUUCUUAUAGAUUACAAGUGUUUGACUUUGUAAUCUAAAGGAAGAUUACAUAUCUGUCAAUUUAUCCAUUUGGUCCCCAAGUUGGAUAGUCAGAUGUGCCGUUGCAAUUGUUAACUUAUGUCCUGCGGAUGUUGAAAUUUAACCAUUAAAAUUUGAUCCGAAACUUCAAGCUCGCAGUCGUGACAUGUCCAUAUUUUCAGUUGGGGUUGAAGCUGUUGCUGACGAUUAUGUUUGGGUUAUUCUUUGCACGGGAAAAAAGUUGUAUCCAAGAAUUAUAUAUGAUCUCGUAUACAUUAUGUAUGGCAUGUGUGUGUCAAAUUGAUUUGUGCAAUAAUAUAUAUCUGCACUUGUUUGUGACAGUUGCAUUAAAUAUCUACUCAAUACAUAAAAGUCAAUUUGAAUUGCCGGAAACAAA